CCGGCGGUCAGUAGACGGGCCGACGCGCCGCCGGUGUCUGGGACGCUGUGUCGGCGCGCUGCGGCCGCGGACUGCCAGUGAGCGGCUCAUGGUGACGACACCGACAGCCGGCUCCGCCCGCCGAGCGACGCCGCGGCCAUGGCAGAUAUCGUGCCGGCCGAGGCCACCGUGUUUCUCGGCGCCGUGGCCAUCAUGGUGCUGCUGCUGCUGCUCGCCUUCCUCUACAUGAACAAGAAGAUCUGUCUGUACGAUCUGGGCGGCGGCUGCUGUGACGAGCUGCUGGCCAAGCCGGCCCACCACGCCGUCAGCAGCGAGAUCCAUGACGGCGAGGACAGCUGCUCGGAGCCAGACGAGGCGCUGGUGCGGAAGCUGCGCCUCUCGGCGCCGCUGGGCCGGCCGACGGCUCGGCGCGGAGAGUCGCUGGACGCCGCCAACCCGAUGGCCGGCGGCAUUGGCUACGAGAAGCCGAGCCUGUACCGCCAGUUCAGCCUGCAGCCGCCGCCGGCCGGCGCCGAGCGGCCGGCCGCAGGCGCGGGGCUGCAGGCGGCGCGCACCGACCUCAGCCUGGCCGAGCGGGGCAAGGUCGGCGGCGGCACGUCCUCGUCCUCGUCCUCGACUACCUCGGGCGAGGACGAGCUGGCCUCGGCGCUGCGGCAGCGCGACGUGCGCCGGUACCGGGCGCUGCCGGCGCGCGCGCCGCGCAGUCUGAGCGGCUCGCCGGCGCACGAGCCGCCGCCCGCCAGCACAGAGGAGCGGCUCUUUGACGUUGCCGACCUGGAUUUGGACGGCUGCGGCUCGCGCUGCGGCGCCCUCGAGGUCGCCUUCGCCUACGACUACCCCACGCGCAAGCUGACCGUGCAGGUGUUCCAGGCUCGCGAUGUGCCCAGCAGGGACCGGGGAGGAGCCAGCAGUGCUCAGGUGCGGCUUGUCCUUUUACCCGGGAAGAAGCAGAGGCUCAAAAGUCGCGUGCAGCCCAGCGACAGGCCGCAAUUCAACGAGGCGUUCGUAUUUAACAAGGUCAAUCCAGACGACCUGCCGUCGGUGGGUGUGCGGCUGCGCCUGUACGGCUGUGAGCGGCUCCGGCGGGAGCGGAUGAUCGGAGAGGCCGUCGUGCCGCUCACAUCGGCUAACAUGGAGCAGCAGACGCCGCAGUGGCUAGUGCUGCAGCCGCGCGCCAGCAUCACCGUGGCACCCAGGGGCAGUACGGGGGACGUCAGCUCGCUGUCUCGGAGUGAGAGCACCAGCAGCACGCAGAGCAUCCACCGCGGCGGGCUGCCCGAGCUGCUGCUGGGCCUCCAGUACAGCGCCGCCACCGGACGGCUGGCCGCCGAGCUCAUCAAGGGCUCCCAGUUCAGGUCGAGCUGCGGCGGCAGAGCGCCCGACACCUACGUGCGAAUGCACCUGCUGAGCAGCAGCGGCCAGGAGCUGGCCAGGAGCAAGACGUCCGUCAGGAGAGGCCAGCCCAACCCGCUCUACAAAGAGACGUUUAUGUUCCAGGUGCCGCUCUUUCAGCUCUGCGAAGUGACACUGAUGGUGAGCGUCUACAACAAACGCAACAUGAAGAAGCGGGAACUGAUCGGCUGGUUCGCGCUCGGCUACAACAGCUCGGGCGCCGAGGAGCGUGCGCACUGGUCCGACCUGCGCGCCGCGCGCGGUGUACAAAUCUGCCGGUGGCACGUCCUCUGCGAGCACUGAGCGGCGCCGUCGCAGGCAAUGGGCGGCACUGCGACUCUAGACGGCCCCCGUCUCAGGCGAUAGGCGACACCGAGCCGUCAAGCACCUCUCGCCACGGCAGCCGGCGCCCUCUAUUUUGGGAGUACAGAUGCGGCUGGCAGCCGGAAAUUUAUCUCGCAGAGGGGUUAGUGAUAUGACUGUGUGUCAGCCGCGUGCAUGGUAUGACCUGUGGACGCUUUGACGACCUCUAUAUGCGUGGGGGGUCGCUUUUUACAUCUCCAGCGGUGUAUGAGAUUCAUGUAUCAGUAAUUUACCCAAUAUUGCGGUCAAUACGUUAUGAAUGGUAAUUUUUGAAGUGUAUUGAAUCUAUGCGAGUUAAUCAAAUGUUUAUGGCAAUAUGGGGAA
Molecule: messenger RNA, 2079 nt
Organism: Amphibalanus amphitrite
Lineage: Eukaryota; Metazoa; Arthropoda; Thecostraca; Balanomorpha; Balanidae
Product: synaptotagmin-14-like
Exons: 10
Coding region: 139-1695 (518 amino acids)
Source: RefSeq, a predicted model, not a curated record